Molecule: messenger RNA, 270 nt
Organism: Dovyalis caffra
Lineage: Eukaryota; Viridiplantae; Streptophyta; Magnoliopsida; Malpighiales; Salicaceae
Source: the annotation of a GenBank genome assembly
AUGGAUUGGUUAAACAUUUCAUUAGGGAGCCUGGUUUUGACUCUUAUGUGUGGUAUUCAUUCUCGUUCGGCUCUUGGAAUCACAUCCAGUAGUGGUUGGAACAGCUCGCAAAAUCCAACCACUUCACCUACUUUAUUGCCCCCAACGCUUUCUCAAAGCACUCCCAUCAAAGCCUUCCCCGGCUGCCGGUUAGAGCAAAGACCUUUGGAAGUUUCUUCUGUGGCUUAUACACAUGCACGGCACACUGGCUAUAUUGAAAAAGCUGCUUAG